CCUACUAAUAAGAUUAGAUUUAGUCCUAACAAGCGACAUCGUGGCGAAAGAAGUUGGCCAGCACGACUGUCAAUAUGAUGCAAAUAACAGACUUUCAGAAAAUUGGUGUUGGCCUGACUGGAUUUGGAGUAGCAUUCCUUUUCCUUGGUGUCCUGUUUUUCUUUGAUAAAGGUUUACUGGCGAUUGGAAAUAUACUCUUCAUAUGUGGACUAGCAUUUGUUAUUGGUUUGGAAAGAACUGUGAAAUUUUUCUUUCAAAAACAUAAACUGAAAGCAACAGGAUUUUUCAUUGGUGGAAUCAUGGUAGUUCUGAUUGGCUGGCCAGUGAUUGGAAUGUGUGUGGAAAUGUAUGGAUUUUUUCUCUUAUUCAGUGGGUUUUUUCCAGUUGUUAUUAAUUUUUUACGACGUGUUCCAGUCCUUGGAAGUUUAUUAAGUCUGCCAGGAAUACGAUCGAUUGCAGACAAACUAGGGGAAUCCAACUCGAUGAAUAACCUGGCAUAAGUAGGCAGACAGACGAUAAAUACCUAUAUCAUCAGGUGAUUUGGGAUGACGAUUUCUAAAAGAACAGAGAUAUCAUCAAGCUUAAUCGUUGUUACUUACAGAGAUUGAAGUACAUUUGUAUAAGGUUUAAUUUUAUUAGGUAUUAGAAUGCAGCUUGUAAUCAAUAUGCAGGUAUUAUUAACUAUCAUCCGUUCAUUAGUAUUUGCAAUCUGAUUAAAGAUAAAAAAUUGCCUUUUAUUUGUAAUAAAAUCCAAUUAUGUUCAAUGAAAUUUGAUAAUAUGUAGUUGUACAAACUCUAACAUAUCUAAAUAUUUACAUUUGUUAGCAAGUUCUGGUCAGCUUGGUUUGAUGGAGAGACUGGUGUAUUGCUACUUUCCUUGUGUAUGUUAUCGUUUACAUCUUUCAUGUUAUUGAUAAUUUUUGUAUAUUUAUUGCUAUCUUCAAUAACAAUGGUAAAAUCAAAUUAAUGUUAAAAUGUUGUGAACGAGUAGCUUUUCUGUCUUACUAAAAGAUAACCGUUCAUAAAAACACAUUUUUAUUUGUAUCUAAUAUAUACAAAUGGAUUACCAUUCUCAAAUCAAACCCUUUCCCGAGGAUAACUUGCGGUUGUAUAUGAUGGUAGUGAUUUAUUCGCUUAUUUUGAAAGUUUUAUUUUAUUUCACCAGACUGUUUUCCCGAUCAAUAAUCGCAGUAGAACAUUUACCACUUAAAAAUGCUUGUUAUACAUAUAACAAUAAGAAGUAUUACACGCGAGUGUUUUCCAUUCGGAAACUGCUUGGGAUCGUUCGUUUUACCGAUUAUGGACUGGGUACAAUAAUGAUGGACAGAAAAUUGAAAUUAUGACGUAAAUCCCUGAUCGGUUUCUGAUUACUUUGUCGUAGACAAAUAUGUUCCUUGCAAUUGACUAAAAUCAUUUGUUUAGAAUGUAGAAUCCAACAAUUAUAGAAACAUCAUUAGUUCCGUUCAAGACAAUGCAAUAUGCUUAAUGGACAUUUUAAGUGGGAUGCAUUUCAUCCUAAAUUAUGAUGUAAUCAUCGGUAAUGUUAAAACAUACUCUAAAUAUGUAUUAAGUUAUGGUUGGAAAUAGAAUCAAAUUUCCAAACUGAUACACGUAUUUGCACGUAUUUGCACGUAUUCAUGUAUAAGAUGGAGCAAAAUUGAAUUAAAGGCUUUGAUUCAACA
This is a messenger RNA of Pecten maximus, 1682 nucleotides long. Its product is annotated as vesicle transport protein GOT1B-like. Lineage: Eukaryota; Metazoa; Mollusca; Bivalvia; Pectinida; Pectinidae. Gene Ontology annotation, biological process: endoplasmic reticulum to Golgi vesicle-mediated transport; retrograde transport, endosome to Golgi. Bases 75 to 500 code for a protein of 141 amino acids. The transcript is spliced from 7 exons. Gene Ontology annotation, cellular component: membrane; endoplasmic reticulum. The record is from RefSeq and is a predicted model, not a curated record.